Molecule: messenger RNA, 9642 nt
Organism: Cryptosporidium muris RN66
Lineage: Eukaryota; Apicomplexa; Conoidasida; Eucoccidiorida; Cryptosporidiidae
Exons: 2
Coding region: 1-9642 (3213 amino acids)
Source: RefSeq, a predicted model, not a curated record
AUGUCUUUGCAGAUUCCAAAACUUUACUGUAUAAUUAUUAUAUUGUUAAUUACUAAAGUAUGGACUACUACAGUAGAUGAAGCUUUUCAAUUUGCUAUUUCAUGUUUAAAGUAUGAUAUAAUAGAAUAUAAUAAUGAAGGAUUAUUUUCAGAUAUAAAUAACAAUUUUGAAAACUUAAUAUCAAGUGAUUUUGAUAUUAUUGAAGAUAGGUUAAAGGUAAUAGAAUGUAAAUUGACUAAUGAAUUAUAUAAUAUUAAUACCUUGAAUCGUAAAGAUAAACAGAAAAUUAGAAGUUUGGAUAUUUUGGAUUCACAUGAAUUUACUAAAUAUUUAAAAAAUUUGGAAAUAAUAAAUAAGAAUAAACAAUUUAGUGAUUAUAUAUGCCCAAUAAGAUGUAAUGAAAUUAUAAAAGAAGUAUUAGGAUAUGAAAAGGAUGAAGAUAAAAGGGAUAAUCUAUUUUUAGAGAGGGUAUGUGAAGAUGAAAUAUUUUCAAUUAGAAAUUGUGUUAUUUAUUUUGAAAAUAAUAUAACCUUAGAAAAUAUGAAUAUAAAGAGAAGUGACUCACUAGAUAUAUGCAAAAAAAUUGCAAAGAAUUUGAAACGAAAAUCAUUAAAUAUAGAAGAAAUUUCUAAUUUUGUAGCACUUGAUUUAGCAAUUCAAGAAUAUACUGGUUCUUCAUUGCAUUUAAUUCUAAAAAUAGAUCCUGAAGAUGUAUACUUUAGUCGUCCAGUUCAAUAUUUUAUUGAAUCAAUUAAACGAGUUAAUUCAAAUUCUAUAUUUAAUAAUAAGGAUGUAUCAGAGAAUUCUAACGAUCUAAAUUUGAAUUUUGUUUAUGAAGAAUAUUAUAAGUUUUCAUUUUAUGAGUGUAUUACAGCAAUUGAAAUACUCAGUAAAUUAUAUCUAUUUUUUGUAAUAGAUGCAACUAGUGUUUGUGCUCUAUUUUUUGAUUAUAAAGGAAUAAGUAUACUAGAAAGUGAAAAUAUAUAUUCAAAUAUACAAAAUACACCUUUAUUUUAUGAAGGUGUACUUUCAUUAAAACAAUUGAUUAAAGUAUAUUUAGGUGAUUUAGCUCCAAAUUUGGAUGAAGAAUUUAACAGAAAAUUUUUAGAUGGUGCAAGAUUUGAUAUUGGGAAGUGCCUUGAUGCAUUAGUAAUGUUACCUGAUGAUGAAUUACUUAAUAAACCAUAUGUAAUAGAUUUAUCAACUGCUUCAAGUAGAUGCUUUACAAUAUAUAGAAAAAUUCACUCUGAAGAGAACAGUUUAUUGAAGACACAUAAUAUUUUAUUUAUAGCAAUAUCUAUUAACUGGUUAAUAAUAUCUGUGAAGAAAGAACGUAUUAUAAAUACUAUUAGUGAUAAAGAGAUUUAUAGUGUAGAAAAUAUGGAUAAUAUAAUAUUUUCCUUAAUAAUGUCAAUGCAUGAAGGAUGGAAUAUCUCUGAAUGUUUUAGGCAUAUGAAUAUAUUACAGAGGAUUUCAAGAUUUACAAGUAGAAAGACAACAAUCAAAAUAUUGAAUAAUAACAAUAUUUCAUUAGAACGACAUAUUUUUCCAAAUAGUAUAAAAAGCGAAAUUACAGCAUUUAUAUGUUCAAAAGAUAGCUUAAUAUCUCAAUUAUUAUCUAAAUUAUUACCAAUAAGAGAUUUUUUACAACUAGGGCAGCCAACUCAGAUCCCAAUUACAGAGGCUUCUUAUUUAACUAAUGCAGGGAGUAGUGGUUCCAUUGUUCAUUUAAAAUCAUUAGAUAUGAAAAAUAUUUUUGAUUCUACAUUAGACUCAUUUUAUGCUGUAGAUGUCCCAAGGGGAUAUUUAUCAAAUGCUGUUUCAUUUUCUAUCGUUGGAUUAAAAACAUUUUUGCGUAAUACAUUAUCAUUUCUUUCAUAUGAUACAAUACUAGAAAGGUAUAAUAAGAUCUAUUCAAAAAGUAGUUUUACUCAAUCCUUAAGUGAUGUUAUAACAAUUAUUUUAAUGGGAAAUAACUUAAAAUUGUUACAAGAUACCACAAAUCAAAUAAAUUAUAUUGAUAAAUUCAUAUGUGGUGGGUAUAAUGGGAAUAUCAGAUUAGAUAUUAUAAAAUCAGAAAUUAUACCUGUAUUAGAACAAUCUGGUUUAGAUUAUAUUAAGGAAAUUACAACAUCUUAUAAAAUGUUUGAUUUUGGAAAUUGUAUUAAUCAAAUUAUUAUUUAUAAUUGGUUAAGUAGAUCAUUUUCUUUAUUAAAAUCAGAUCCCAUAAUUCAAUGCGCAAUUAUUGGAAUAUAUUUGGCAAGAAAUAUUGAUUAUAUAAUGGAGGAAAUAAGACUAUAUAUAUUAUCUCAUACAUUUCUGGAAAUAUUAAAAUAUGAUAUACCAAAAAGUUGUUUAAAAAUAUCAUUUAGAGAUACUCCAUCUUUACAUUUAGUUGAACAAGAACAAACACUAGAAGAUAGUUUUAUUCACUGUAUUAAAAAUUAUUUUUUGUCUAUAAAUAUAAAAAAAGUAAUAUUACCAAAGUUAGGUUCUUUGGAAAAUAUAGCUAAUGAUUUUGCAAAAUCGGUUUUACAAUAUGUCGAUAAUCCUAUUACUAAACAUCCAUCAUCACAUUAUGGAAAUAUUCUUUUAGAUAUUUUGAAUAUUCAUCCAAUAAUUGGUCCUAAAAAAAGUUUUGAAAUAAUGUCAUCUUUACGUCCUUUUAAUGGUUUUGAUUAUAAGGAAUUAGUUUCAAAACUAAUUUUACAUGGUAUCCCAGUUGAUGAAAGUAAUUUACUGGGUGCACUUGUAGGUUUUCAGGUGGGAAAAGAUAAGAUACAGCUUACUAAUGAAUUCUUAAAUUGGGUACAGGAUGAGGCUGGAGUAUAUCUGCCAAAUUUGGAUGAUAGGUCGAAGAAAAUUACAUUAGUGUAUUUAUUGGCUAAUAAUAAAUUAAAAGAUAAGACUCAGUGUUCAAAAGAGAUUAGGGAAAUUUAUCAAAAUAUAAUACCUGAUGAGAAAAUUAAGUUUUUGUGCGACUCAUGGGAUAAGUAUUUAGAUUAUUCUCCAACUGAAGAAAGUGUCGAAUUAUAUAAAGAUUGGCUCAAUAAUAAAUUUGGAUCUGGAAUAAAUAGAUAUCCUGGUUCUGAAAAUAUAACUUUUUUUGAUAAUCUUACUAAAAAUUUUAAAAUAGAACUAAAAAGAUAUGAAGAUGAGGAUAAAUUAUUAUCUUUAGAAAUCCCACAAAGUGAUUUACCAAUAUCUUAUAUAUUUCCAAAAAUAUAUACAUCAGAACUUAUGGAUACAAGCAAAGAAAAAAUUCAUGGUUUUCAACUAGAAUCAAAAGAGAUAAUCCUAUUUGAUUCUCUAAAUAAGGCAACGACAUUUGAAUCACUAAAUAUAUCAAGUGGUAAUGAGAUUACUGUUAUGUUUGAAACAUUGUUACCUAACUAUAUGCAAUUAUGCAUUGAAUGGACAGAUAUUAAUGGUUUGGGACAAGGAAAAUCAACUAUUAAAAUACCACAAAAUGCAGGUCCUCAAUUUCUCAUAUGUAGUAUCCAAAAUCUCCCUGAAUUAAGUGAACGCUUUGUAAAAGGUAUAACUUUGCCUAAUGGUGCUUAUUUUGUACGUAAAAUAGAAGACUGUACUCUUAAGAGUGUUUCUAUAUUAGAUGAAUCACUUGAAUUGUUUUCUUUGGGAGUAAGAUCAGAUGAUACAAUUAUUUGUUCAACGGUACUAAAUAAUGAAUCAUUUUUAAAAUUAAAAAUUCAAUGGACAAUUCCUUCAAUUAUAUCAAUAGUCCCAAAACCAAGAUAUCAAAACUUGAUUAAUAUAAAAGAGGAUUAUGUAACUAUCUCUAGGAAUGUCCUAUUUAAAGAUUUUAUUGAUGAAGCUUUAAGUAAAGUGAUGAAAUCAGUAAUUGUACAACAAAUUCAUGAAUAUGAGGAUAAUCCUCAAGAAGAAACAAAAUUAAAUAUAUCUUCAAUUGAAAUACUAGAAAAUUUCUCUAAUAUAGAUAAUAGAGAACUUUCUCCUAAAUCCAAGAUUAUAUUUGUCAAUAAAGACUACUAUAGAAGUCCUCUACAUGAAUUUAAUAUACAGGCUGAUUCAAUAGUUAAAUUAAAUUUGAAUGUGACACCUAGUAGUAGCUUUACAAUUGUAACAGAUUACUUAGAUAUUCAAUAUACCAUUAGAUUAUCAAGUUUACCAAUAGUUAAAUAUUCAAAUAAAGUACCUUUGAUUACAAUGGGAUUGUAUGAAUCUAUUAAGUUAAUCCUUGGAGAAAUUGAGAAUUUUGAAGUUUUAAUUAAAAGUGAAAGUUUUAAAAGUUACAUUGAAUAUCAGAUUUAUUCAGAUAACGAGUAUAAAGAGAUCAUGAAUAUAAAGGUAUUUGAUCCUGUAAAGGAGCUCCUUGAAAAUUCGUUAAUAUUUGUAAAAGUAAAAAAUAUACCCAAAUUGACUCUAAUAAAAUGUUUUGUUGUAGUUAAUAAUAGACCUAUGUUAAACAAAUCAAUAACAAUGUCACCUAAUAUUAGUUGUGGAGAUCUAAAAUCACUAAUUAUUGAAGCAUUUAAUGAUAAACUAAUUCCUACUAGAUUGUUCACUGAAGAAAAUAGAAUCUUGGAUUUUAAUCAAGAUUAUAAUAUUCCAAUUCAAAAACUUGGUUUAAAGGAUGGUGAUGUACUUUAUGUAGAGAUGUUUGAAGAAAAACCAAAUAUAUUUGAUAAUUCUCUAUUAAAUUCCCCUGAUAUUAUGAUAAUACCAUUGGAUUUAAUUGAAAAAGUUCUUCUUUCAUUUGGAUUGAAAUUCAAUUCACAUUAUGUACCCUUUAGAAUUCUGAAUGGAAUACCAGAUCAAUCUGAAACUUUGCUAGGAUUAAGUGUUACAGAUGUAAUUUUACCAGAUUCAUUUUCAAACAUAAAUAUAGUUAAUAAUAUAAUAAACUACUUCUUUCCAUUUAUGGAUAUAGAGAGGAUUAAUGAGGUGAUAGUAAAUUAUAUCUCUAAACCUGAUGAAGAGUUCCCAAGGCCAAUAGAUCGAAUUACACCAGUUUUAAUUGAAGAACCAUUACACGGAUUUUCAAAUAUAGAAAAGUCACUGACAGAUUAUAAAAAUUUUCUCUCUGAUUUACCUGGAACACCUGAAAAACCAUUUAAUAUACUUGAUUGCUUGCGUUCAAUACGUUUAUUCUACUUUAUAUAUACUCCUGAAAUACCCAUCACAAGAAAUAGUGUAUAUAGGAUAUGUUUUAAUAUUGGAACUUCACUAGCAAGGAAAUCAGACUGGCUAAAUAAUAAAGGAAUAGAAGCAGCAAUAUUGGUUUCUCUUGAGGAGUAUAGAUUAUAUAGUAUAGAUGCUAGUUUAUUAAAUUCAAGUAAAUUUUCAGCUGAAGAUUUAAAUUCAGAUAAUUGCGAAAUUGUACUAGGUGAUAUUUUGCCUGUAUCAUUACAGUUUGAUAUAUCUAAUUUUACAAUUCCUCUGCCAACAAACAUAAAUUCAGCAUUGGCAUGCUUUUCAAUAAGAUCUUAUUUAGAUGGAGGAACUAAUAAAAAAAGUACUGAAACUAGCUUGAUUGAUAUACUUCCAGCAUAUAGACUAAGUAAUACACUAGAAACUAAUCUAUCUCUACUAUGGGGUUCUUAUAAUUUAACUGAUAUUCAAAUUCCUAAUCUUAAUUAUUUAAAGCAAGUUACAUCUCCAGUUUUAAAUAUAAAAAAUCUAAUAAUGUUCUUGAUUAAUUAUAUAGAUAAUAAUUUAGUGAGAAGUAAUAAUAUAUUAGAAAAAUAUCCAUCUUGUUCAAUAGUUAUAUCUAUUGGUAUUACUAGAUCUAUUGCUAUUCUUUCAGGAAUAGAUCCAGUUAUUUUUGCAUUGGAGCUAUCAAAGACAUCAAUAUUGCAAGAAUACAGAUCAAGUAAAGUGAUUAGAGCAGAAGUUAAACAGAUAUAUGAUAUUUUAAAAAUAAAUAAUAUAUUAUUUUCAACUAAUGAAGAUGAUCUCUUAUAUAGUGGAUGGAUAUGGAAAUUUAUGGAAUCAAAUAUACCAAAUUUUUCAAAUAUUAAAUCUUUGUUGGCAGACUCAUCUAUUUUCUUGUUAACAGUUAAUUCUAUACAUGGUAUAUGUCCAACAUAUAGUGAAGAAUUAAUUAUUAAUCCUUCAAAAGAGGCAAGAAGUUCAGAAAUUAAAGAUCUUAUCAAAUAUUUAUCUAAUAAAAUUUUAAUUUAUAAAAAAGAUGAAACUUAUAUACUUCCAGAUGCUGCUUUAAAAUUAAAGGUAAAUGAGCUAACCUCCUUAGUAAAAUCUCCUUAUACACUAAAUGUUGGAACAUUUUAUAGAUUAAUUAAAAAGGAUAUUUUAUAUAUUUUGAGUGAAGAAGUGGAGAAAGAAGUGUUAGAAGCAAUCGGUAGUCCUGAUGUCAAUAUCUAUGACUUUUCAUCAGCUCCAUUUCUCAUUUCUUAUUAUGUAUUAUUAAAUGUUAUCCAGAUUCCUAAGGAAAGUAUAUUAGAACAACUUAUUCGAUUUAUUAUAUAUGAAGUUUUAUCAGACCUAGAUAUAGUUGUUGGAAAUUUGGAACUUGAUCGCAUUUUAUUACUGAUAAUAGAAAAAUUUUCAUUUUCAGAUUUGGAAAUAUCGAGAGAUAUUAUGAGCAAAUAUUUAAUGUAUAUUCUUCCACCAAGUUCUCCUGUAUUUAUUUCUUACGAAUAUGUCGAUGUAAUAUGUGACUAUAUAAUUAGUCAAAUUGAGUCUAAAGAACCACUUAUUAAUACAGGAUUCAGACCAUUAAGUAAAGGAAUUGUAGUAGAUUAUUUUCCAAUGAAUCCAAGAACUGAAUUCUAUAAAUUGCUACACGAAGGUAAUAAUAUUGAAAAUUCACUAAGUAUUACAAAGUCAAAGCUUAUAUCUUAUGGAUAUCCCAGUGUGAUUUUAGAUUUGUAUCUAUCUCAUAUAAGGCAUAUUACAUAUAUGUAUAAUAAUGGUAUAAUUCAUACUGGUCGUUUGGAAUCUAUACCAUUUUUAACUAGGUAUCAACAUUUGGCUUCAAUACUUUUAUCAUUUGGAUAUAUUGAUUUCCAAAUACCAUUACUAACAAGUAAUAUAGAUAUUGAUCAUUGUCCUGUUUCUAUAAAUAAUAUUUUGAAUAAUAAUCUAAGAAGGGUUGACCAUAUUUAUCAGAUUUGCAAGACAAUUUGUUUAGAAAUUCACGAAAUAUCACAUAGUGAAUGCGACUUUUUUAUUAUACAAAGUUUAGCAACUAAAUUAUUGGAGCCAAGUAAAGAAAAUAAAUUCAGUUCUAUAUUAUCUAUUCUUGGGCAUUUGAAUUUCAUUGAUUCUAAUAUAGAUCUACUUAAAAAUAUAUUUAUUGACUCAUUGUCACAAAGAGUAAAUAGUAGCUGGAUUAAUAUUUUAAUUAACGAACAAAUAAAUCCAAAUUUUUCAAAAUUAUACAAUAAAAUAUUUUAUGCCUUUUCUAAGACAAAAUAUAAUACUGAAGAAGUAACAAAUUUAAGUUUUAAUUUCUUCCAAAUAUUAGGUGAAUUCAUCUCAAUGUGGACUAAUCCUAUCGGUGAUUAUCUGAUUAGAAAUAUACUAAUAUUUCAAUCAAUAUCAUUAAAAUUGGAACCCCCUCUAUUAAAUAUAUGGCCAGGUAAUAAAUCUUUUAGUGGUUUAUACGCUAAGACAAAUAAACCAACUGUAAGAAUAAUUAAACAAUUAUCUGAGUCAAUAAGGAAUAUCAUUUUAAGUAAUCCUGAGGACUUUAUUAUUAAUGGGAGUGAUGUUAAUUCUAUAAAUAAUGAAACUUUAAAUUCGUAUAUUAUCGAAAUGAUACAUAAUAUAGGACUAACUUAUAAUUAUAAUAUUAAAAGUUUGAUAUCUCAAGAAACAAAUGUGAAAGAUAUCGUAAUUAAACAUAUGAAAGAUAUACAAAAAAGUGAUUAUGAUCUCUAUUCAUAUCUAACUAAUUUGGGGACAUUAAAUGCUGAGUAUAUAUUGCAUACAUGUAUUGAAAAACUUUUGGAAAUGAUUAGUAUUGCGGAUAUUAUUACCUUAACGUAUUCAGAACCAGUUGCAUAUUGCAUAGACAUGACAGAAAAAGUUAUGAUAGAUUUGAGUGUAAAUAUAUUUAGAUUUAAUACACAUUCUACAUUACUAGAAAAAAAUGGUCAAAUGUCUCCAACAGAAAUUCGAAGCAUGAUUAAUAUAGCUAAGAUGAUAUGGAUAUUAGAAAAAAUUAUAUCUUUUUAUAUAUAUGCAUACUCAGGGAUAACAAAGAAAACUGAGAAUGACAUAUUACUACCAUAUACAUUACUUAAAUCAACAGGUUUAUUUAAUUUAAUUACUAUGGCACUUCAAGACGCUUUAAUGAAUUCUGGUAACUCAAAAAUGAUAGACUCAAGUAACCAAAAUAUAGUAAAUAUAGUAAAUUCACUCUUUAAUAACAAAAAAAAUCUGCAGACAUUUUCACUUGGAUUUAAUCCAUGGAAUAUUAAGGAUAUAUUUUCAAAUAUUCUAUAUAUUUCUGGAAAUGAGUUUAUAUAUCGUUUUGGUAGUAAUUUGGGUAUGAACUCUCUGACUUUUAAAGUAUUUUCAAUUUACAAAAUAUUGUUGGAUUAUCUAUCAUUAAAUGUAUAUAGUAAAUCUGUUAAUAAGGAUAAAUUAAAAUACUUUAUAGAUGGUAUUAAUCAUGAAUUAUAUCCAUUUGAUAACUUGAUAUAUUCGUUGACAGACUUCUCUAUUGAAACAUGUAUAGUUGAUUUUUCUUAUAAAUAUUCUAAAGAGACUAAUAAGUUUAUACAGUUAAGGGAAUGGAAUUUAAUCAUUAAAAAUAUUUGUAAUUCUAUUAGUUCUCCGAUAAAACGUGAAAUGGACACUAUAGCUUUGCAUUUUCUCAAAGAAGACAAGAUUUUGUGGCCUCAAUAUAUAGUUGAUUAUCAAGCAAUAGAUUUGAAAAGGGAAAUAGAAAAAUUUAUUAAUUCUAUAUCUCCUAAUAAAUUAGUUUUAUUCUAUCAGCUAUUAGGAUUAUUUGACCUCAAAUUUACUCCAAAGCUACAAUUUAUUAAACAAAAAGUUAAAAAAACAGAUGCACUUCCGGUUUUGAGGCGUAAAUUAAGUAGAUGGAACAAACAAUCUAUUCGAGAAAUUUUUAGAAAACUGAAAUCAAAACAGUUAAUUAUUGAAAAACUAAAGAAACCGGUAGUAAAUCAUAUACAGAAAAUCAUUCCAUUCUUAAAUAGUGCGAUCAGAACCCUUAAUACUCCAAAUAGCUCUAAUUACAGAGAAACUAGGCAUUUUUUCAGUAAAAUGUUAGUUGUAAUGGGAAAUAUUGAAAUCCCAUCGUAUGAAAAGAAAGGAGUAAAUCCAAAUUUAAGUAAAGAAUUUGAUCUUUUUAAAUCUUUACAUGAAGGAACUAGCGAUAUUGUUUGCUAUGGAAUUAGAAUUACGGAAUAUAUACAAAGAAUAUUAUGGUAUUUAUACUAUUGGAAUGUAUUAUCUAAUGAGAUGAAUAUUAUUUUAGGUGAAUUACCUAGACAAAUAAAGAAAAGGACAAAUAAAGUGGAGAGAAAAGAUAAUAUAGUAAAGGAUAAAUCCAAUGAGACAGAAUCUAAUAAAAUCAAAGUUAAUAAGAUUUCUAUCUGGGGAAAGAUUCUUAAAGGUUUCUCUUUACUAAAAGAUCAAAUUAAAAGACCAAUAAAAAAAAAGUAA